Molecule: messenger RNA, 998 nt
Organism: Zootermopsis nevadensis
Lineage: Eukaryota; Metazoa; Arthropoda; Insecta; Blattodea; Termopsidae
Source: RefSeq, a predicted model, not a curated record
GGCUUGCCCUGGAACAGGGGGUUCUCAAAACUCUGACUUGUCGGUCUUAUUCAGUUAACCUUGGGCUUGCAUACAGUUGCUAGAACACAGUGUGCAUUUUAUGUUAAGAAACAAGGGAUUUAAUGUGUUUCGUUGUUUGAAGUGGGUUUUAUUCUUUUUUUUUCAGAGUGUCCAAAGGGAGAAGGAAUCGAUGGGGUAACGAAGAAGAAAAUGCUAUGAGUACGAGCCAUCCAAUUAAACAGGAACCAAACAGUGAGGGAGAAGAAGAAUAUGAAUGGGGUAGGAAAUCUGGACUUCCCAAAGAAGAAAAAAAUAUUCCUCCAGGACAAAGGGAUAAACCAAAUUUUGGUUUGUCAGGAAAAUUGGCAGAAGACACAAAUACUUUCAAUGGUGUUCUUAUCAAGUACAGCGAGCCUCCAGAAGCUCGUAAACCCAAGAGACGUUGGAGGUUCUACCCGUUCAAAGGUGACAAAGGACUUCCACCUUUGUACAUACACAGACAAAGUUCAUACCUCAUAGGCAGAGACCGAAAGGUUGCGGAUAUUCCCGUAGAUCAUCCAUCAUGUUCAAAGCAACAUGCCGCCCUGCAGUACCGUCUCGUUCCAUUUCAACGUGAGGAUGGGAUCAGGGGUAAAAGAGUGAGGCCUUAUAUCAUUGACCUUGAGUCAUCAAAUGGGACAUUUGUAAAUAAUGUGAAAAUUGUCCCCAGGACAUACACGGAAUUGCUGGAGAAAGAUGUGAUCAAAUUUGGCUACAGUUCUCGGGAGUACGUGUUACUGCACGAGCAGAGCAAAGAUGACGAAUUGGACGAUGAUGUUGCAGCAGGAGGAACUGAUUGAAGAGACAUAAUAUAACUAACUUCUGUACAAGUGUUGACUGGUGGGUGUGAGGUGAUGUGUCAUCAGUCAUUGCCCCUUUGUAAAGAAAUGAAAAUUGAUUGUAAGAUGUCAGUUGUACAUACUAAAUUAAUUAAAUAAAUGGAGCAAAAUGUUGUUUAA